Molecule: messenger RNA, 1162 nt
Organism: Aspergillus alliaceus
Lineage: Eukaryota; Fungi; Ascomycota; Eurotiomycetes; Eurotiales; Aspergillaceae
Exons: 5
Coding region: 271-924 (217 amino acids)
Source: RefSeq, a predicted model, not a curated record
CGGCCAGCCAGCAGGUGGGUUGAUGCUGAUCAUUUGACUUCUGCCCCAGGACCAUGAUUUUGCAAUAUUCAGCUCCUAGGACUGCUCAUUUUCUUUUUGGACACUUUUAACCAUUAUGGCCACUUUCACCACCCUCUCUUUCAGACGCUGAUUUCGGCUCCCCCAUCCCCUAUAAAAUCUAGCCUGUUUUCUUGCUUUCCACGAUGCUAUUAUCCCAACCUGUCCUCUCAGCGUCCGCCCGCUGCCUCUCUUUCCCUCGUUGCCCACUGUAUGGUGUCAUUUGCAUUAAUAGCCCGAGUCACCUUCUUUUCCUGUCCUCCUCUAUUCCUUAUUUAUAAUUUUCGGUCAUUUUUGGGACCUGAUCCCCUAAACAUGGUCUUUCUCACGGUCGGUGUCCCGGUAAGUGUCACCAUGCCCCUAUGCUUCAUCCGCUCAUUUUUCGUCUUGGAGACCGAUCGGAAGCACAUGACUGGUUUGGAUACCAUUGCAUAUUUUGACUUGCUCCAUAACAUUGGUGAGAAACUAGAGCGGAUUGGACGAUUGAAUAAUAUACAGAGAAUCGAUCUGCUGGAGCAGGCUGAGGCUGGGGGAUCUAUUGGAUGGCACAUGCUCUGGACUGAAGAAAAGAUUAUCUCUUCAACAUGCUCAGCCAGUUGUGAGGACAUGUACUGGGUCAUGGUCAGCAUAGUGUUGGUUAAAGACCUCAGAAUCGAUAUGAAGGAGUUGGGAAAGCUGGAGAGAUUCCAGGUGGCCGACCUUUUUAGAAGGCUCAAAGCUCUUGACUAUGAACUGAUAGUACAAACCUCACACAACCCACCCCACCUUCUUCCUCAGACCCCUCCCUGCAGACUAGCGAUGCCAUACCACUGUCCAGUCUCCCGAACUAUCCCCCAGUUAUCAGUGACGACUUCAAAAGUUUAUUGAAUUAUAAUGACAGCUUACAACGGAACGUGUCUUCUCCCCUGUUGCUGAAUACAAUCCGUAUUGGUGCCUGUUGCCCCGCCCCUGCCGCCGUACCCACGGGAUCUAUGGGUACAACCCCUGGGCUCUCGCCCUCUACGUCUAAUGUUCAUUCGCCCCAAGUCAAUGAGCCAUCCACACCAUCGGGUACUGUGAACUCUCCCCAACAAGCAGGGUCGAUGAGUAGUUGGCCAAGGCAACG